AGUAGUCUAUGGCUGUUUUUGGAGAAAAUGAGAGCUGCAAAGGAACAGGAUCCUGAGAACCUGUACCUGGCUGCUCUCUACCUUCUGCAGCUUGCCAAGAAAGGUGAAAAAAUUGAAAAUGAGGCACGUGAGUUAGGAGGACAGAUCUUGAGACAUCCUGUCAGCAGCUACAGUGGUAUAAAGCCAUUACUAAGACUUUACAUAAAAUACAUAUCUGUUGAUGAGGCCAUUGAUUUAGCAGAGAAGGCUCUGGAAAAGCAUCCAGAUGAGCGUUAUCUUAAGAGGUGUGUUGCACUCUGCUACAAAUGGAAGAUGCUUUUCUUCACGGAUAGUCAUCCAAGAUCAGGCAUGGAAGAAAGAGCAAUCCGUAUGCAUAGGGAGGUGAUUUCUUUUUACUCUUAUUCAUUUCUUAUGGAAAUAGACCUUGCAAUUGUAUACGCAAAGGCCAGUGGCGGCAAGGCUAAAGCCGAGCAGAAAUACCAGAAUCUUCUUCGCAGUAAUCUGGAACCUGCAGAAAAACAAGUCCUUUACAACCAGUUCGCAAGGCAUUUGCACUUUGACAAACAAGAUAUCAAUGGGUCCAUAGAGUUCUACAUGAGGGCUGCAACAAUACCAGAAAAAACCCUCUUCCGUAAUGACAGCAUCAAAGCUCUGAAGAAAAUAAAUAACACAACCUGGAAUCGAAGGUCUAAAGACAUAGAGGAGUUUCUGUUAGAAAAGUCUGUAAGUACUCGUUAAUCUAAUUGUAUAUUAGACGUACUUACAAAAACAUGAAGUUUAGAUGGAAGAGAUACAUUUAAAAUGAUGAAUUGGCACAAAUUACUUGUCAGCACUGUCACCACCAAAUUACAAUGGGAACGAGACAUUUGCUCACCUCUUACUGCUGAUCAUUGGAAUGUAAUGCUAAAGCACUCAACAUCAGUCUCUAACUGUGUCAGAUAUAAAACUAUUCAAAUGAAAGUCAUACACAGAGCUUACAUUACUCCACAAACUUUAAAACAAAUUAAUCCAAAUACUUCUGACCUGU
This is a messenger RNA of Notolabrus celidotus (New Zealand spotty), 1027 nucleotides long. Its product is annotated as interferon-induced protein with tetratricopeptide repeats 2-like. The transcript has a single exon. The coding region runs from base 28 to 738 and encodes 236 amino acids. The record is from RefSeq and is a predicted model, not a curated record. Gene Ontology annotation, molecular function: protein binding. Gene Ontology annotation, cellular component: cytosol. Gene Ontology annotation, biological process: defense response to virus. Lineage: Eukaryota; Metazoa; Chordata; Actinopteri; Labriformes; Labridae.